CCAUAAUGCAUUGCGCAUAAAUGGCCGCCAUGUUGCUGCCGUCUGAAAGAUGUUCACAUCUGUGUGUGUUUACUAAUGAAUUUUAAGAACUUUAACAGCUAAAUUACUGUGUUUGUGAAAUUGUGAGUGUACAAUGGUUUUAUAUUACAUACAUAUUUGUGUUUGAAAAGUCUGUCAAAUGUCUCUGAGGCCAAUAAACAGUGAAAUUUUCUUUAGGUAGUCAUUCGAGUCAGACGGCAUAAUGGCUGACAAUCUGAUUCAAAAGUCACAUAAAACUAGUGAAAAAAACAAGUAUAACAACGUCGUUCAUCGCACUACGAGUGAAUCUCUUCGACUGAACGAGUCGGAGAAGGGAGUGACUCACCCGACGAGUCUUCAAUCCGCCCAUAACCCAAGGAAAAUAUCUUCCUUUCAGAUAACCAGUGUGACGGUUGGCUCUCGGGUGAGCACAGAUGCAGGCGAGGACUCUGCAGACGAUCUAGACGAAUCUCACACCGACGACAUCUCGAGGGUGACGGACAUAGAGAAUGAAACGCCGAGCUACUCGGAGGAUACCUUCUCGAAAGACGACGUAUUCUACAACGCGUCGAGUGCAUCGCUAGGCUGUGCGCCCGUCAUCCCGACCAGCUCGCAGUACGGGCUCGCGAUCGUCGGCCAGCCCGACGCCGCUGCGCCGCUGGGAGGAGCCGUGCCCAACAACAGCGCGGAGGCGAAUGACAUGCACGUCAGCGUCACCAACGCCGGCUCGGGCAGCAUCAUCAACCUCAUAGGCAACUCCAAGCCGCAGGAAGGCAUGAAGGAGAUACAAGAACAUGUUAGAAAUGAAAGAUUUAAAGUUGUGAAAAUCGAAAGUACUGAGCCUUUCCGCCGUGGCAGGUGGAUGUGUAUGGACUAUCUCGAUCAUACUACAACCCAGCAGAAUGCUCCGAUCACCCUCAACAACAACUUAGACGUCACCGAGACUAAUACAUUGCAAGCCCCCGACAGUGGAGUGGUCAUAAACGAUAGUCAACAUGAUGAUAUUAUGUGUAACGAUCUGUGCAAUAAGGGGCCUAAAGAUCAAGUGAGUGUUGUGCAACAAAUGGAUCAAGGUGUUCAGAAACAGUUUCCAAUGGCUUCCCCGGGACAAUCUUUGACCCAACCUAUUAACAUGGUCCAACAACAAAUGCCUGUUAAUCAGUCAGUGUCCGUACAGUCCCCUCCUCUAGAGAUGCCACAGCAAAUGCCAAACCAGAACAUGCAGACCAACCAGCCAGUGGGACAACAACACCCACAGAGCAUGACACACAUUCAAAUGCAGAACGUCACGCAGAGUCAUCCUCAGCCUAACCAGCAACAGCAAGUGCAGCAAAUCCCACAAAGCUUUCCUCAACAUCAGCUUCAACAAGUGAUUGCACAGUCCCAAGGUAUUGCCAUGCAGCAGAUACCCAUGCAUCAGCAAAUGCCACAGCAGAUGCAGCAAAUUCCUAACCAGCAAAUGCAACAGAUCAAUCAGCAUUUGCCUCAGGCUCAGCUCACUAACAUGCAACUACAGCAGCAGAUGCCUCAGAUGCAAGGCAUGCCCAACCAGGGACAAUUAACUCAAGUGACGGGCCAACAACCACAAAUGCAACAAAUUCAAAUGCAACCUAUGCAAGGCCAGCCCAACCCGCAACAAAUUCAUCAGAUGCAACAGGCUCAGAUACCAAAUAUGGGACAGACUCACCAUCUCCAGGGUCAACAAGCGAUGGGCACUCAGCAAGCCCAACUCCAACAUUUGUCUAGUCAGGCUCAAAUGCAGGCGUUGCAGAACCAGCAAAUGCCGAAUCACAUACAACAAAUGCAAAUACCCACUCAGUUAACUGCAGCUAAUCAACAGAUAUCCCAGAUGCAAACUCAAAUGCACCAGCUGCCGUCUCAGCCUCAGCAAUCAGUGGUGCCAGGGAUGCAUCCUCAGAUGCAACAGCAAGGGAUGGCCGUCACUCAGCCACAGUACAACCAAGCGGUCAACCAGCAAGCAAAUCCACAGUCAAUGAUCAGCGCCACCAUUCCAUCAUCACAGCAGCCAAUGGUUCAACCUCAACAUAAUGUUCCUCAGUAUCACGCACAGCAAUCUCAGAUGUCACAGCAGGGGCAGACCUUGCCGCAAGAGGUGCUGACUAGUAUUGUAACAUCUCAACAAGGUGCAACUCUCCCUUCCAAUCUCCAGCCUAUGGCUACUCAACCUCAGGGUUCCACGUUGCCGGCCAAUCUCCAGAUGGCCGGACAGCAGCAGGCUCCGGUGCACACCAUGGCUCCGCAGCAAGGAAGCAUGCAGCAAGGGAACAUUCAAAUGAUGACAGCUCCUCAGAACAUGCAGAUGACUCUAGAUGGAAAUCAGCCCAGUAUGCAAAUGCCUGCCUCAGAUCCAAUAUACAUCCAGCAGCCUAACGUUGGUCAGCAGAUGCCGACACAUAUGGCACAGCCACAGAAUAUGAUGCAACAGCAGCAGGGGCAGAUGGGCAGCGUGCAAUAUGUUCCUAGCCAGCCAGUUGCUCAAGUGCCCAUGACUCAUCAGAACAUACCCAUGUCUAUGCAGCAGAGCAUGCCGGUGGGAAUGGGCGGAGGUGUUCACGCGAACGUGGUGCAAUCUCAGACCAAUAUGGGUCUGGGAUAUGGUGGUGUGGUGCCUGUGAUGUCACAGAGCAGUGUUGCGCCCGUGGAGGCGACAGUGUCGGGGACUAACUCUCCAGUGGUAUCUAUGCCGGUCAAUUCAACUGCGUAUGUUAGCAAUGCGGCUCAGCCGGGACAUGACAGUCAGGGCUUCGGUAGCCCAGUGAGUGCAGUGGUGUCUCAUGCGAUCAGUGGCGCUGUGGUGAGCAAUGUGAAUGUGAAUGCGUGUGAUAGUGGUGCUCCGGACGUGCCUCCAGACGGCUCGCAGGCCGGAGACACGGGCGAUGGCAAGGAGGAGCCGCAGGCUGCACCACCUCCAGAGGAUGAAAGCAUCUGCGGCUUGGCGCUGGCGCUGGGCGGGAGCGGCACUGGCAGUCCUCCGACGGCGGACGCGCGGGGCUCGACCGCGACCUCCCGCGCACCUUCACCACCGCCCUCCGAAAGGCUGCAGCACACAAGCGCUUCAGGCACAAGCGCCGUGGCCAUCGACAAUAAGAUCGAGCAAGCUAUGGAUCUGGUUAAGAGCCACUUGAUGUUCGCGGUGCGCGAGGAAGUGGAAGUACUGAAGGAGCGCAUCGCGGAACUGAUGGAGAGGAUCAACCAGCUCGAGGUGGAGAACAGCUACCUGCGCGCGCACGCCAGCCAGGACACGCUGGCGCAGCUGCCGGCCGCGGGCGCCAAGCCGCCGCCGCAGCCGCAGGGCCCGCAGCCGCCCGUGUCGUAGGGCGCCGCCGCAGGCCCGUGACACCGCUCCCCGGCUCGCGGGCCGGGGAGCCGCCCCGGCUGUGCUAUGUUAGUUCGUGCGUCGAGUGGGCUCGAGCACGGUCCCGCGCGGAGGGACGGAGAGGUUACGCCACGAGUAUCUAGUUAGCGCAUCACCCGCUCGAAGCGGCCGCGCUCAGCGAGCUUCGACAUUAUGCUUGGAUUCAUAGAAGUAUAUUUUCCCGUUAUUUAAUCUUUAGGGUGCAGAAUUUCGUGCUAACCGCCACGCUUCCGCUACGCAUCUCGGCGACGAGCCUCUUCAGUGUCGGCGUAGCGACGUAACUAAGGUCUACGUCUACGCACCGGUAUCCGUACCGUACCUCCUACCCCACAUAAGAAACUAUCUCGUAAGUCGUGUUUAUAUGAUAAAAUAUAACAAAAUAGUUAAAUAAUACUUACGCAUUGAACAAUGACUGUUAAUUUAUUUUCUAUUUUUUUAUAAGUAUGUAAUUUAAGUUAUUUAUCGAGUAACUUUUAACGUGUUACAAUAAAAUGACAUUGUGAUGUGAACUUGACUCUGCAGUUGUUUAUGGAAUUAUGAAUAUUUUAAGGUUUAUCCAUUAGUUUGAGGAGAUUCUUAGAAAUGACCGAGUGUUUCUGUUGAUCGCUGAAUGAGUUUGAUCCCUUAGAAAUGUUUCUUAGUUUGUUAUGUAGACGAAAGCGUUUUGCUCCUGAUCAAUUUUAAACAAUUCUAUCUAGCCCAAGGCCUAAUAUUUUGCAAGUUUCCAUGUGUCAUUUCUUCACAUAAUAAAGAGUUCAAUUUAUAUUUCAUAGUAUUUUUAAUUUUUAUUUGUACGUCAAACUAUAACACGAACUCAAUAUAAUAGAUACAUGUGUCAGUAUUUCAUUCCGCCAAGCAAAUAUUCAUUCACCCUGAGGCCUCUCAAGUAUAAUGAUCUGUCAGUAGUUGUUUGCAUGUGUGAUGUUUUCGUUUAGUCGUAUACUAUUAAUGAAUACAGUUAACUUUAAUGUUCGGAUGUACCAUCAGUAAUUGAUGUUAGUUACUAAAGAGUAAAGAGUCGCUUAGAAUUAGUCGUUGCGAGUGUAGCCUCGUCAACGCUGGCUUUAGUGGAUUUUGCACGCUGAAACUAAAAAAAAAAACUAUUUUUAUUCCAAUCCUAUACUUAUAAACGAUAAUAAAUAGAGGUUAAAAAGCGAUUAACAUUGUAUUUUUUUAAUGAUUAAAAAUUGUUUGUAUAUAGUACAAGUUGUAAUAGUCGCGAGGUGGUUGUACAUACGAGUAGAGCGUGGGAGAGGAAGGAAUUGCCUCGGAGACUGGAGACUCCGCGAGACGUGUAAUUAAGUUUAACGCUGUAUUUAAAUUUUGCUUUAUUGUUUAUCGUUGAGUAACCGAACAAAAUGGCUGGGUGAUGUGUAGUAGUUAGUGGACUCCAGGGGUUGCCCGAUGUGAGCCCAGCGACUGUGACUAUUUCCUAGUAAUUAUAUAUUAUAGUAUUUUGUACAAGGCUACGUUACUACGUAUGUGUAUAGAUGUUCUAUGAGCUAUUUGAUUAUUGUGAAUACUUAUGCAGUAAUUUACUCCAUUUAUUAGAUAUGAAAUUAUUAUAUGAUUCUGAUAUUGUAAAUAUACUGUAAACAGAAUGUCCAUUGUAGCUUAUGUUGACAGGAUGGUUCCUCGUACCCAAUAAAUGCAAAAUUACUCGAA
This is a messenger RNA of Maniola jurtina (meadow brown), 5059 nucleotides long. RefSeq names its product protein bunched, class 2/F/G isoform-like. The record is from RefSeq and is a predicted model, not a curated record. Bases 242 to 3355 code for a protein of 1037 amino acids. NCBI's taxonomy places the organism in Eukaryota, Metazoa, Arthropoda, Insecta, Lepidoptera, Nymphalidae. Gene Ontology annotation, biological process: regulation of transcription by RNA polymerase II. The transcript has 4 exons.